GCGCUGCGCUGGUUCACCACCGCGGUCCUGUGUGCCGCCUUCCUGGGGCUGGGAAUGACUGUUGCCAUCCUGGGACCCACAUUUCAAGAUCUGGCGAGAAAUGUGAACCGAAACAUCAGCAGUCUUUCCGAAAUAUUUGUGGGUCGUGCUUUAGGGUACCUGAGUGGCUCUGUGAUUGGUGGAGUUCUUUUUGACUGUAUGAAUCACUUUUUACUUUUGGGACUGUCAAUGUUGGCUACCACAGCUGGUCUUUAUCUUACUCCUUUUUGCAAGGCAGCAAAAGUACUGAUCACCAUGAUUUCUGUGUUUGGUGUUUCAUUUGGCAUUUUGGACACAGGUGGGAAUGUCCUCAUCUUGGCUCUUUGGGGAGACAGAGGAGCCCCACACAUGCAGGCCUUGCACUUCAGUUUUGCCUUGGGUGCCUUUCUGGCUCCCCUGCUGGCUAAGCUGGCGUGGGGUACCACAGCGCCUGCAGGAAACCACACAGAGCCCGGCUGGCACCCUGGAGCCCUGAACUCAUCCUCAGAAGCCCACGCUCGCUCUCUGUUUGGAGUUCCCGAUGACAUGAACUUAGUGUGGGCCUACGCCUCCAUCGGCACCUACAUUUUAGCAGUUUCUGUCUUUCUGUUUGCUCUGUUGUGUAAGAAGAGCUCAAGGCAGACAAAAUCCACAGUAUCUGCCCAGGGGUCUCGACGAGCUCAACAUCACAAGGCCCUUCUCUGCCUCCUCUUCCUGUUCUUCUUCUUUUACGUCGGGGCUGAGGUGACAUAUGGCUCUUACAUAUUCUCCUUUGCCACCACCCACGUUGGCAUGGAAGAAAGCCAAGCAGCCGGGUUGAACUCUGUCUUCUGGGGCACCUUUGCCGCCUGCAGGGGCCUGGCCAUCUUCUUUGCCAGAUAUUUACAGCCUGGAGCCAUGAUUGUGCUGAGCAACGUUGGGAGUCUGGUCUCGUGUUUAUUUCUGGUGCUUUUUGACAAGAGCCCGCUUUGUCUCUGGAUCGCAUCUGCAGUGUAUGGAGCCUCGAUGGCCUCCACCUUUCCCAGCGGGGUUUCCUGGAUCGAGCAGUACACGACCAUCAAUGGGAAGUCUGCCGCAUUCUUUGUAAUUGGCGGUGCUCUAGGAGAAAUGGCUAUUCCUGCAAUCAUUGGAAGUCUUCAAGGACAAUACCCGGAUUUGCCAGUAGUUCUGUACACAUGUCUGGUGUCCGCAGUGUUCACUGCUAUCUUAUUUCCUGUGAUGUAUAAACUCGCCACCUUGCCUUUGGAUCACCCCAAAAAAGAGAAAACAUCAACAACGAGGGGCCAGAAAAAAUUAUUCUCUAGGUUUAUCCUAUAUAACAAAAAGGAACAAAGAGGGAGAUGCAGAGAAAUGGAAGUGUGGAGUGAGUGACACGUUGAGGAAUAGACUUCUAGAAAAGUUUUGAUGACACACACAGCUGAUUUGCCUGUCACUUCCUCUCAAAUGUAUUGAUUUGGGUCCUCUCAAGUUAACACUAUUAUUCCCAGUGAAGCAGGGCAUCCAUGAUUUUUCUUCUUGCUGUGACUAAACAAGAUCCACUUAAGAAAGGAGUGGUUUGUUCUGGCUUACAGUUUGAGGGAUGGAGGACAUCAUAGAGGGGAAGGCAUGACAACCAGUGACCCCAUAGCGCCAGAAACGUGCAACUGGAACUCCUCCCCUCCUCAGGCAUGGGCAAAACAAGAGGCAGAGAACAGAGGGAAGUCCAGUCUGUAAAACCUCAAGGCCUGGCCUCCAGCGAUCCACUUCCUCCUGGAGGCUCCACCUCCUGGAAGUUGAACAUCAUCACCACCAGCAGGUCGCCACGUGUUCAGUCACGUGAGCCUCUGGGAACAUUUCACAUGUAAACCACAGCAGGCACCUUGUCAGAAACCAGGACAAACGCAACUAACAUUUAGAGAAAAUGGAGUUCUUACUGACUAACCUUGUGGUUCUCAGUGGGAGAAUGAGUGAGUGGGGGGGUGCUGGGCAUCGAACCCAGAGCUUUGUGUACACCAGGUAAGUGCUCUCCGCUGGCUAGGCUUCUAGCCACCAGGACUCCUUUCAGUAAAAACUUCUCAAUGGGCCAAUCAGAGCACAGA
Molecule: messenger RNA, 2096 nt
Organism: Jaculus jaculus (lesser Egyptian jerboa)
Lineage: Eukaryota; Metazoa; Chordata; Mammalia; Rodentia; Dipodidae
Product: sodium-dependent glucose transporter 1C-like
Exons: 4
Coding region: 55-1389 (444 amino acids)
Source: RefSeq, a predicted model, not a curated record